GAAAUGAACUGAUAGAGAAACAGUGAGAAUGAGAAACAGUAAUGGAGAUGAUAGCCUUUGCUUCUACAAGAUUUUGUUUGAUCCUGAAAUUGAAGAAUUGAGAAUCCCAUCAGAUUUUGUGAAGCAUGUAACAAAAGAAGCAACAGAAAUAACAUUUUUGGUAGGGCCUUGCGGCAAGUAUUGGAACAUAGAACUAAAAUUGAAUAAAGGUGGGAUGUUCAUGCAUGGUGGCUGGAAGAAUUUUAGGAUGGAGCAGCAUUUUGAAGGGGGUGAGCUCCUGGUUUUCAAUUAUGAUGGAAAGAUGACAUUUCAUGUACGCAUUUUCGACAAGAAUGGACUCGAGAGAUAAUUGAUAUUAUUCAAAUUGUAGUGAAGAGAGAGUUGUUGUAUGAAUAUUAAAGGUCAAAGGAGUUAAGUGGUAUUUGUUUGUUAAAUUAUAUUAAUUAUCAUAGUAAAAUGUUGAAGUGAGGUGAAAAUCUACAUUGAAGACUGCUUCUUAUCUAAA
Messenger RNA from Capsicum annuum, 505 nucleotides. RefSeq names its product putative B3 domain-containing protein Os04g0347400. The transcript is spliced from 2 exons. Gene Ontology annotation, molecular function: DNA binding. The record is from RefSeq and is a predicted model, not a curated record. The coding region runs from base 29 to 349 and encodes 106 amino acids. NCBI's taxonomy places the organism in Eukaryota, Viridiplantae, Streptophyta, Magnoliopsida, Solanales, Solanaceae.